AUGCGCGCAGCAGCCUCUGCGGGCAGCGCGGCGGCGGAUUCAGCGGAGGCGGAAGAGAGCACAGUGGCGGAAGACAUGAAGCAGCGGAGAGGCCUCCGCGGCAAGACCGAGGCUGACGUCAUCGUCAUCGGUUCCGGAAUCGGCGGGCUGUGCUGCGGCAGCCUCCUGGCGCGCUACGGCCGCGACACGCUGGUCCUCGAAAGCCACUACCUCCCGGGCGGCGCGGCGCACGGAUUCACGCGAAACGGCUUCUCGUUCGACACGGGCCCGUCGCUGUUCUCAGGAUUGUCGUCGCGCGGCCCGCAGGCGAACCCGCUCGCGCAGGUUCUCGACGCGCUGGGGGAGUCGGUGCCGUGCGCGGCGUACGACAGCUGGAUGUGCUACCUCCCUGAAGGGGACUUCUUAUCCCGCAUCGGCCCUUCUCACUUCAUUGAGGUGUUACAGCAGCGUGUGGGGGAGGAGGCAGUGCAGGAUUGGCGCAAACUAAUGGCAGUGGUGGAGCCUCUAGCCGGGCCCUCCAUGGCCCUUCCCCCAGCCGCUCUCCGUGCCGAUCCUGCUGUGCUACUCACUGCAGGGCUGAGGUACGGCCCGAGCCUGCUCCGCACAUUCGGCAGCGCCGGGCCUGCAGCUGCACUCAACGCAUCUAAGCUCUUGGGGCCGUUCUCCUCACUAGCCGACUCAGUGGGAGUGAAGCACCCGUUUGUGCGCAACUGGAUCGACCUGCUCUCCUUCCUGCUCUCGGGGCAGAAGGCCGAUGCCACCAUUGCUGCUGAAGUGGUGUACAUGUUUGCAGAGUGGUACAAGCCUGGGAGCGUCAUGGAGUACCCUCUCGGCGGUCCCGAGGCGAUUAUCGAGGCGCUUAUAAGGGGGAUGGAGAAGCACGGCGGGCAGCUCUCCCUGAACUGCCACGUGGACAGCAUAGUGGUGGAGGGCGGCCGGGCAGUCGGCGUAAAACUUAAAUCUGGGCGGAUUGUUCGCGCCCGGACAGCCGUGGUGAGUAAUGCGUCGGUGUGGGAUACCAUGCGACUGCUGCCGCCCGGGAGUGUACCCGGGGAGUAUCGGAAAGAAAAGGAGGCUACACCCGAGUGUGAUUCAUUCAUGCACCUGCAUCUGGGGAUCAAGAAGGAGAAUCUUCCUGCUGACUUGGAGAUCCAUCACAUCGUGGUCAAUGAUUGGUCCGUGGGCGUCGACGCUCCUCAAAACGUGGUUCUCAUCUCCAUCCCGACGGUUCUCGACGCCUCGCUGUCGCCACCUGGCACCGUCUCAUUGCACGCGUACACUCCGGGAACCGAGCCCGCUUCCCUGUGGCAAGGCCUGGAUAGGCGGUCAGCUGAGUACAAGAAACUGAAGGAGGAGAGGGCUGAGCCAAUAUGGGCGGUUGACAAAGGCGGGACAAAAAUUUGUAGCCCGUUCUCUUUAGUGGUGUCGAACUCGUACGCUGAAGGCAUGGCGACGUCGACAGAAGAUGGCGAAGCGGAUUACAUGCGGUAUCUAGACUCGGAGGAAGCAGUCAUGGAUUGCGACAUGUGCGACGAAGACAGCGACGAAUGCGACGCGUGCGACUAUACCGAUGACAGCAGCGACGCGGACAGCCAAGACGGCUCACAGGGAGAUUGGGACUGGGACGCGACGCCUCGGCGGGACAGGACGGCCGACGCGCGGCAAUUUCAAGGAGAAGACGACUCGGACGAGGACAACGACAUGCUGGAAGGCGCGGCGGACGUGAGUGCACAGCAGGCGGCGCGCGGGCGGGACAUUCAGGGCAUCCCGUGGGAGCGGCUGCACUUCACGCGUGCCAAGUACCGCGCCAUGCGCCUGCAGCAGUACAAGAACUACAAGAACCUCGACGUCCCGUUAGAUGUUGUUGAUAAGGAAGUGAAGCAGGUCAGCACGGACGCGGAGUUCUUCAGUUUCGCCUACAACACGCGCGCUGUCAAGUCCACCAUCGUGCACUUCCAGCUGCGCAACCUAGUGUGGGCGACGUCGAAGCAUGACGUGUACACAAUGCACGGCCACACCAUCGGCCACUACUCGGCUCUCUCCCGCCGCUCCGUUGACUUCCUUGACCUCAGCGGACCCGUCGUGCCCAUCUCCCAUCUACAGCGCGCCCCCUGGCUGUACCACCAGCGCGCCACCACUGCCACAUUGCGCCCAGGCGGACCCAGGCUCUAUGGGGGCGGGGGGACGGGGGGAACGGGCGGAGCAGGCGGGGGAGUAGCCACUGGCGCGGGGGGAGCAGCAGGGCCGGGGAGAGGGGACGGGGGGGGAGGGGCGGCGGCAGGGGGAAAUGGGGCAGGAAUGGCGGAUGAUGGGACGUGGGAACCAGUGGGCCGGGUGCAGGUGAGCACGCUGUGUGUGCGCAACGGGCUGGUGGCAGCGGGGGGGUUCAACGGCGAGAUGGUGUGCAAGCGGCUGGACAGCGGCGCAGAGGGCGGCGUGUCGUAUGCUGGGCGGAUCACAAGAGAUGAGAGCGCGAUAACCAAUGCUGUAGAGAUCUUUGAAUCCGCCAGCGGCGCAGUGCGAGUGUUGACGUCCAACAACGACUGCCUUGUGAGGGAGUUUGAUGCUGACACCUUCGCCAUCAUCGCCCGCCACCACCUGCCAUGGCCCAUCAAUCACACGUCAGUAUCGCCAAACGGCAAGCUGGUGGUGGUGGUGGGGGAUGAUCCAGACGCCUUUCUCAUGGACGCCACGUCUGGCCGGGUGGUGGCGCCUCUGAGUGGCCAUGUGGACUACUCCUUUGCAUCCGCAUGGCACCCCAACGGCCUCACAUUCGCCACCGGCAAUCAGGACACCACCUGCCGUGUCUGGGACCUGCGCUGCCUCUCCCGCUCCCUCGCCACCCUCAAGGGCCGCAUGGGCGCGAUCCGGUCCGUCCGUUUCUCAUCCGACGGCCGGUUUUUGGCCGUGGCGGAACCGGCGGAUUUCGUACAUGUGUAUGAUGUGAAGGGGGAGUAUGAGAGGAGCCAGGAGAUUGAUUUGUUUGGGGAGAUUGCGGGGGUGUCGUUCUCCCCGGAUUCAGAGGCGCUGUUUGUGGGCGUGGCGGAUCGCACGUACAGCAGUUUGUUGGAGUUUAAUCGGGCGCGCCGCACGUACCGCGCGUUUGAACGGUGGAUGCACGACGAGGCCAAGAUCCAAUGGUCAGAAAAGCUUGCCUUCCUCCUCACCUGCCCUCCCCCUCCCCCGCCCACACUCCGCCACGGCGCACGCGCACGUCCCCACUGCGCCUAUCCCUCCGCCUCUCCCCCGCCUGAUCCGCUCCCCGUGGGAGUGUUUGCGCGCGCGCCCCUCCCCCUUGGCGCAUCUGUUGCGACCAUCCCCAAGUCCGCCUGCCUCACUCCGCGCACCUCCCUGCUUGCGCCCUACCUCUCCGCCUCCCCGUUAUUUCAAACAGAGAGGGAGGCGGAAGGGGAGGCGGAUGAGGAGGGGAAAGGGGAGGACGAGGAUGGGGGAUCAGGGGGAGGAAACACGGAUGUGGGGAGUGAGGGGGAGGUGGAUGGGGAAGGGGAGCAGGGGGAGGGGGAGGCGGAUGAGGAGUCAAGAGAGGGCGCAAGGGGGGGGCAGGGGGAGCUGAGCAGUGCAGCGCUGGUGGCAGCAGUGCUCUUUGAGAGGGCCCUGGGGGCGAAAUCCCGAUGGGCGGCGUAUUUUGGACAGAUGCCAGAGAGAGAGGAUGUGCCGGCCGUCCCCAGUGACCUAGCAGGCAUGCGAGGGGAGUGGAGGCACCACAUUCUGCCCUUCCUCCUCUCCCUGCCACCGCACCUCCUGUACCUCCUCCCACCAAACCUGCCAAAUGGUCCCAAUCGUCAACACCCACACGACAAGUUGCCACCAGAGCCGCUGACGUCAACCAAUCAGCAGCUGCCAGAUCAGCUGUCAUGGGACGCCUACCUGGCGGUCAAGUCGCUAAUCUCCUCGCGAGCCUUCGCCAUCGACAGCUGGCACGGGCAUGGCAUGGUGCCCCUGGCUGACCUGUUCAACCAUCGCACUGCAAGCGAGUCAGUGCACUUCACAAUCAACGACGAGGAGAGUGAUACUGAGGGCAGUGACGAAGACAAUGAGGAGGAGGGUGGUGAGAUCCGAAGCGAGAAGAGGAAGGAUGGAGACAAGGAGACGAACGGGAAACAGGAGAGGGAGGAUAGUUCACCUGAGAAGGAAGGCCAAAGGGAGAAGCCAAGCGAGCAGCUGGAAAUGAUAAUGGUGCGAGGAGAGGGGCCUGGGGACGAGGUAUUUAACACCUACGGCCAGCUCAGCACCGCAGCUCUUCUGCUCCGAGUGGACGCCAGCGUGGCAGAGAGGGAGGCUGACGUGGAUUGGGCCGGGAUGGGGGCUGCUGAGCUGGCAGGGAUGGUGGAGGAGUGGGUGGAGGGGAUGGGGGAGAGGGAGGGGAAAGUUGGGCGAGCAGAGAGUGGGGGAGGGAAAGAGGAGGGGCAGGAUGGUAGUGGAAAAAAUAUUCAGGGGAAAAAGAGGAGGGAAGGAGAGGAGAGGAGUCGUGAUGGUGAGGUGUCAGCGAGAGGAGAUGAAGGGGAGGGUGAGUUGGGUUCGGAUGGGUCAAGUGAGGGGAGGAAGGGAAGGAAGAGAAGAAGAGGGGGGAAGGAGAGAAGAAGAGGGGGGAAGGAGAGAAGGGACAGAGGUGGUGGGAAGCAUGGUUCGAGAACAGAGUGCCAGGAGGAGCGAGAGAUGGUGGGAGUGGAGAGGGAGGAAGAGAAUGGGGAUGAGGAGGAGGAUGGAGCGGAGAGAGGAGAGGAAGAUGGAGAGGAGGAGGGAGAUGGGGAUCGAGAGGGAAGUGGAGAGGAGGGUGAGGAUGAGGGAGAGGAGGAGAGCAACGAAGAAGAGGUGGCAGCAACCUGUCGGCUGCUUGAGCUACCGACCGUGCGAGCCCUACUCGGCACAGUGCUGCGAGCGCGUGAUAGCAUGUUCGGGGGAUUGAACAGGGCUGGCUUGUACGGGGUGGCACGUGAUGCGGUAACGAGUAGCAGAGCAGUAAAGGGCGCGUGGACAGUGGUGGAUGAGUUGAGGGCUGCACGGCGGUGCUUCUGUGGGAGGGAGUGGAGAGGAGAGGAGGCGUGCAGAUUGUGA
Molecule: messenger RNA, 5076 nt
Organism: Closterium sp. Naga37s-1
Lineage: Eukaryota; Viridiplantae; Streptophyta; Zygnematophyceae; Desmidiales; Closteriaceae
Source: the annotation of a GenBank genome assembly